GCCCCGCGCAUGCGCGUUCGGCGCCGCUCGCUCCGCCAUUGAGGGAGCCACCACGAUCAGCAGGAAAGGGUCAGAGUCACUUCGACAGGCAGCAGCUGCACGCUUCUCUAGGCUCAACUUUGGGCUCGAGCUUACGGUCCUCGUUAACUCUGGACUCGCGCUCCUCUCGACUGCCGCGGAUGAUUCCGGCUGACAACCGUGUGUGCCGCCGCCGAGGGACGCGCGUUGUUGUUUCCUUUUAAACCGGAUUGCGAAAGUAACGGGGAGCCUCGGCUAGCAGCAGCGGCUAUAACGAGGCUAUAGCGGGCUAGCUAACGUUAGCUGGCGACCUGGCUAGCUGCACACGAGCUGAGCACUGCUCGGUGGCGGGGCGGGGGGGGCGGUGUGCCAGCAGCGUCGUUUGAUGGAUCCGAGGAUCGCCUGGUUUCAACCAGAACAGCUUGGACCCGCGAACGACCUGUGGAUGCAGAUUUGGGAGACGACCCAGGGGCUCGGCUACUUGCAUGUGAAUAACCGAUACACCACCGGACCUCAGAGCGCGUCGAGUGUGAAGGCGACCGUCAACGGUGCGCCGGGAGCCGUCCUCGGCAGCAGGAACGGGGCACUCGACUCCAGCAACACCGGCGGCGGCGGCGAAGCGCGGACCCGGGGGAUGUCGACCUCAACGGGGGACGGAGGGCUGGCGGAGCAGCGGGACUUUAUACCACUGGAAACCAAUAGCAACCACAACAACCGAGCCACUGGCAGGGGCGGCGUCGCCGUCGGCCGGGGGCAGCAGCAGCAGCAGCAGCAGCAGCAGGGCAGCGGGGUCUCCGUGCUGUCGAGGGGGCCGACGGACGGGCACCCCAACAAACGGAAACGGGACAACAAAGCGAGCACUUUCGGAUUCUAUUCCCUGCCCUGGAACGGCGGCUCCGACGCGGGGGGCUGCGACGGCUACACGGGCACGCCGUGGAAAGCCCGGAACUACUCCGAGGGAAUCGUGGGGUUACACGAGGAGAUCAGCGAUUUCUAUGAGUACAUCUCCCCGCGACCGGAGGAGGAGAAGAUGAGGCUGGAGGUGGUGGACAGAAUCAAGGGGGUCAUCUACGACCUGUGGCCCAGCGCUGAGGUCCAAGUGUUUGGGAGCUUCAGCACGGGGCUGUACCUUCCAACAAGUGACAUUGACCUGGUCGUUUUUGGGAAGUGGGAGACGCUGCCACUCUGGACACUGGAGGAGGCUCUGCGGAAGAGGAACGUUGCAGAUGAGAACUCCAUCAAGGUUUUGGACAAGGCCACGGUUCCCAUCAUCAAACUGACGGACUCUUUCACUGAGGUCAAAGUGGACAUCAGCUUCAAUGUGAAGAGUGGCGUCAAGGCCGCUCGCCUCAUCAAGGAAUUCAAAGAGAAAUACCCUGUGCUGCCUUACCUGGUGCUGGUGCUGAAGCAGUUCCUACUGCAGAGGGACCUCAAUGAGGUGUUUACCGGUGGAAUCGGCUCCUACAGCCUGUUCCUCAUGGCCGUCAGCUUCCUGCAGCUUCACUGUAGGGAGGACGUGUGCAGUCCCAACAUCAACAUCGGUGUUCUGCUCAUUGAAUUCUUCGAGCUCUACGGUCGCCACUUCAACUACCUGAAGACAGGCAUCAGGAUAAAAGAUGGAGGUUGCUACGUCGCCAAAGAUGAGGUCCAGAAGAACAUGAUGGAUGGCUACAGGCCCUCCAUGCUCUACAUUGAGGACCCACUGCAGCCAGACAACGACGUUGGCCGCAGUUCAUACGGUGCCAUGCAGGUGAAGCAGGCAUUCGACUACGCCUAUGUGGUGCUCAGCCACGCCGUGUCACCCAUUGCCAAGUACUACCCCAACAACGAGACGGAGAGCAUCCUUGGCCGAAUAAUCCGGGUGACACAGGAAGUGGAUGAAUACAGGGACUGGAUCCGAAAGAACUGGGGUAGCCCAUCCCAGAAUGACCUGCCACACAACAGAAAUGACGUCACACUAUUUGAGUCCCAGCAGCUCGAUGAGUGCAACAACAAUGUUCCGGACGAUGAUGACGACGAUGACGACGACGAUAUUGUUGUGGUUCUGCCGUCAGCCCCUCACAGCAAAACCUCCUCCAACUCUUCGUCUCCAUCCCCUUCACUGCGCUCCACUCCUUCCUCAUCUCCGCUGUCGCCUUCUUCAACAUCCUCCACCUCCAGCUCCAGCGACGCGGACUCUGAUGGCACACCGUGUAAGACAGCCAAGCAGCAGUCGGGUCGGGGUCCCAGCGCCCACAGAGAAAAGUCGGCGGCCGUCAGUAACCACCGAACACAGAGCCACACUACGAGCACUCCAUCUGGAAGCAACAAGGGGGGAAAGGCCAGGAUGUCUCGUUCCCACCACAAGAGUGGCCACCACGGGCAACAGAGCUCCUCAUCCAGCACCAAAAGUCACCCGGGCAACAAGCCACACCACCAGGGCAACAGCAAGAAGAGGAAAAAUGUACGUGACUCUACGCAAGAAGAUCUCUGCAGAUAGGGUCAACCUCGCCUGCCCCCCACCCCCACCCCCGUCCUCGUCUGCAACUGACUGCCUGUCAUGUCCCACUUCUGCUGCCAGACUCCAGCCUCAGGAGGUUGAUAGUAGUAUCAAAACAACUUCCGUUUCUGUCUCUCUGUCAAGCUUUUUGGGAUGACGAGCAACAAUUUCUUGCAGAAAAAAUAUGAACAAAAAAAAAAAAAAAAAACAAAAAGAAUCGUUAUAGGAAAUGGGGUGUAAUUUCUUGGACCUGAACUGAAAUCACAAAAGGAUAAAUGCUCAUUUGCUUCCCAAGAGCUUCUUAUAAGGAGCGGUUUUCCUGCCCUCAGCCAGCACCUACACAACAUGCCUCUUGCGCCUCCUGCUGUUCAGGAGUACACAGGUCAGGUUUCUGGAAUCUACUCUGGAGCAAUACAUGGAGCUGCUGGCUGGAAGAAAAAAGGAUCAAAAAUUUUAUCCAAAAAAAAAGAAAAGAAUAAGCAAAUGGCUUGAAAUGUAUAGAAACAGAAAUGUUAUGUUUAACAACAGAAAAAUAUGUACACAGAUUUUUUUUUAAAAAGAUGGUAACUUACAAAUGCAAUCAGUAAGAGUGGGACAUAACUUAUGCAUGAGAUUUUUUUUUGUUGGUUGAUUUUUAUGUUGGUUUAAUCUGUUUUGUUAUGUCCAAACAGGUUAUAAAAUGAUUUGUACAAAAAAGCACCAGGAAAAAGAAAAAAAAAGUUCAAAAGUAUAUAAGUAAAAAGGAGAUUGUUUUUCUUAUGACAUUUUUACAAGAUAUACCGAUUGAAGAUAUGUAAACAUGCACAUCUUGUGCCCGCAGCAUUUCGGCCAAAGCCGAGGGCUGGUCCGGGUCCCAUUGCCAACAUAAAUCAUCAGCAUCUACUUUUACUCUUGGUUGCUCUCUGUGAGUGUGCUACAGUGUUCAAAAUUUAGCCUUGAGUGAGCCACUGCUCACGCACAGCCCUAUAGACGACUGGCUGAGGGAUCACCAUCAGGUCACGACAGUGUAGAGGCUUUAAGAUGACCGCUUUAAACGAAUAGGAGGUGAUAAUGGUUUUAUUGAAAAAUCCUACACUUGAAAAAAAAACAACAAAAAAAAAAAAACUUGUGUUAAAAAAUACAACUGUGGGUGAUGAUCUGUUCUUUGGGUAAUUUGCAGACUACAAAAAAAAAUCAUUUCUAUUUGUUAAAUGUAUUUAUUUUUUUAUUAAUUAUAUGAACAUAGUAUGGAUAAAUGUAUUAUUAACAUUAGAGCCCAUAUCUUUGAGUCCUAUAUUUGAAAAAGGAUGAGUCGCAGGGAGGUGGGCUGGAACCAGGUAUAUUCAGGUACAGUAAAAUACCACCUUUUUUUCUUUCUUUUUUUCUCUCAAAGUGACAGUUGAGUGACCAAGUUACUUUGAAAAGCCUGAGAGACCACUUUACAAGUCAUACAGUGAUAAUUGUUUUUUUAAACUGGCUGGUCAACUGACUUUAAAAGGGAGCGGAUUGUGUUUUCUUUCUUUUAAAAAAACAAACAAAAAAACCCUUCAUUUUAUAAACUCUCAUAGCAACAAAAACCCUUCAAUGUCAACACCCCCCUCCCCUCUGCCGUUGCAGUGCAACAUACUAGCCUGUAGAUGGAGUCCUUGCUCUUGAGUCUUUAAUCCACACAGUUUGGGGCUUGUAUACUGCAUUUGGACUGGUUUAUCGCUGCAUUAUGGUUUGUGAUUGACUGACAAUACACUGAUAUUUCAAGUGGACGGGCAGCUGCACACACAGAAACCCCGUUAGGCUCAGCGCUUGAGGGAGGGAGUAACACCAAAGCACAGUGCAGACCCCCCAAUUUGCCUUUGUCCCAAAUGUGACCACCCACGUUGAAAACUAGUAGCCAGCAAUAACUACCACUUUACAUUAAAAAUGAUAUAUAUACACAGACACAAGUGCAUUGUCCCCCCCAUCAUCAUCAUCAUAAUGAUCCUCAUCAUCAUCAUCAUCAUCAUGAUCCUCAUCAUCAUCAUCCCGGUUUAAAUGCAGUAUACAAACGCUGCUUGUGUGGUUGAUGGGGGCAAAGAGGAAGGGGACUAAAGUGAGCCGGGGCCACCUUGAAUGUCCACUGAGCAUUUCUUUUUUUCACUGCAGGACGACUUCACCACACAACUGUACUCAUCUGAAACUUUGUUUCUCUGCAGCUACUACAACCCAUGCAAUAAAAAAAAACUGUACAACUA
Scophthalmus maximus (turbot) is the source of this 4704-nucleotide messenger RNA. RefSeq names its product terminal nucleotidyltransferase 4B (gene tent4b). Gene Ontology annotation, cellular component: TRAMP complex; nucleolus. Bases 404 to 2497 code for a protein of 697 amino acids. The transcript has 12 exons. Gene Ontology annotation, molecular function: mRNA binding; poly(A) RNA polymerase activity. Gene Ontology annotation, biological process: RNA 3'-end processing. The record is from RefSeq and is a predicted model, not a curated record. NCBI's taxonomy places the organism in Eukaryota, Metazoa, Chordata, Actinopteri, Pleuronectiformes, Scophthalmidae.